Molecule: messenger RNA, 1628 nt
Organism: Tympanuchus pallidicinctus (lesser prairie-chicken)
Lineage: Eukaryota; Metazoa; Chordata; Aves; Galliformes; Phasianidae
Product: delta-1 crystallin
Exons: 17
Coding region: 137-1537 (466 amino acids)
Cellular component (GO): cytosol
Molecular function (GO): argininosuccinate lyase activity
Source: RefSeq, a predicted model, not a curated record
CCAGCUCAGGCUCCGAGGCACGUAAAAGCAGGGCGGUGAGACCGGAGAGCACGGAGCAACCAGCCAGGGCUGAGCUGCGGAGACGGUUGCACCAGGUGCCAGGAUCGCUGCAAACACGAGCAAAACGUCGUCCGAAAUGGCAACCGAGGGGGAUAAACUUUUGGGAGGAAGAUUUGUUGGAAGCACAGAUCCCAUCAUGGAGAUUCUCAACUCUUCUAUAUCCACUGAGCAGAGACUGUCUGAAGUUGAUAUCCAGGCAAGCAUGGCUUAUGCUAAGGCCUUGGAGAAGGCUAGCAUCCUAACCAAAACCGAGCUGGAGAAGAUCCUGAGUGGCCUGGAAAAGAUCUCUGAGGAAUCAUCUAAGGGAAUCCUUGUAAUGACCCAAAGUGAUGAGGAUAUCCAGACUGCCAUUGAACGCAGACUGAAGGAGCUGAUUGGGGAUAUAGCUGGAAAGCUGCAGACUGGAAGAAGCAGGAAUGAACAGGUUGUGACUGACCUGAAGCUGCUCCUGAAGAGUUCCAUCUCUGUCAUCUCCACUCACCUGCUGCAGCUCAUCAAGACCCUGGUGGAGCGUGCUGCCAUAGAAAUUGAUGUUAUCAUGCCUGGCUACACCCACCUGCAGAAAGCUCUGCCCAUCAGAUGGAGCCAGUUCCUGCUCAGCCACGCUGUUGCACUGACCCGUGAUUCUGAGCGCCUGGGAGAAGUGAAGAAAAGGAUCACUGUGUUGCCUCUGGGAAGUGGUGUCCUGGCAGGCAACCCACUGGAAAUUGAUAGAGAGCUUCUGCGUAGCGAACUGGACAUGACUUCCAUCACCCUGAACAGCAUAGAUGCCAUCAGUGAGAGAGACUUCGUGGUGGAAUUAAUCUCUGUUGCCACCCUGCUGAUGAUCCACCUUAGCAAGCUGGCUGAAGAUCUCAUCAUCUUCAGCACCACUGAAUUUGGCUUUGUGACUCUCUCUGAUGCCUACAGCACUGGCAGCAGCCUGUUGCCUCAGAAGAAGAAUCCUGAUAGCCUGGAACUGAUCCGCAGCAAAGCUGGUCGUGUGUUUGGACGGUUGGCUGCAAUUCUCAUGGUUCUGAAAGGAAUUCCAAGCACCUUCAGCAAGGAUCUGCAGGAGGACAAGGAAGCUGUCCUUGAUGUUGUGGACACUCUGACUGCUGUGCUCCAGGUUGCCACUGGAGUGAUUUCUACCCUCCAGAUCAACAAGGAGAACAUGGAGAAGGCUCUGACCCCUGAGUUGCUGUCUACUGAUCUGGCUCUCUACUUGGUUCGUAAAGGAAUGCCCAUCAGACAAGCCCAAACUGCUUCUGGGAAGGCCGUCCACCUUGCUGAGACUAAAGGCAUCACCAUCAAUAAUCUCACCCUGGAGGACCUGAAGAGCAUCAGCCCUCUGUUUGCCAGCGAUGUCUCCCAGGUCUUCAGCGUUGUCAACAGCGUGGAGCAGUACACUGCCGUGGGCGGCACUGCCAAGAGCAGCGUGACUGCCCAGAUCGAGCAGCUGAGGGAGCUGCUGAAGAAGCAGAAGGAGCAAGCUUAGAGUGUGGGGACAAAUCCCGUGGCUGCAGCGUUGUGCUUAUCACACUAAUCCAGAGUUAAUAAACACUGUGGUGUAUUGUAGUUCACUGAAA